AUGAUGAAUGCAUUCGAGCGACUUCUUGUCUAAGCCAGUGCCGAAAAUCCCUCCGGUCGCCGCCGCCGCCGCCGCCGCCGAAGGGAAGAAGAACUCGUCGUCCGUGUAGCGUAAUCUGUGCGGCGUCGAAGAGAGCAGGGAGCGAGAAUGGUGGGGACGGAUUUGAAAGCGGAGACGAUGAAGCUGAUGGAGAAGAGGACCGCCGUGGAGGCCGAGAUGGACGCCAUCAUCGAGCGCCUCGCCCGGCCCGGCGGUCCCGGUCUCUCCGGCAACCUCGUCGAUUCCGAGGGGUUUCCUCGGACGGAUAUUGACAUCCCGGUCGUGCGAGCAGAGCGUCGCCGUCUCUCUGAGCUUCGGAAUGACCAUAAAGAGAUCACUGAUAAACUUAAUGAGAAUUUACAAGUCCUUCAUUCAGCUAGACUUGCUCCGAGAUCGGCACCGGCUAAGGGUAGGCUGCUCAAACACUCAUGUGAUGCUGUUACGGCAUCAGAAUCCUCACGUAAUGUCAUACAAAGAGAUGCUCCCAGCGACAUGGAUGUUGAUGUGAUAGUCAGCAGACCCUUUGCAGUAGUUGAUGAAAUAGCUGAUGGUUCACCAGCAGCAGAGGAUGGUUUGCAGCUGGGUGAUCAGAUUGUGAAAUUUGGGAAUGUUGAAUCUGGGGAUAAUUUGCUCCAACGACUUUCUUCUGAAGCUCAGGCAAGUCAGGGCCACGCUUUAACUUUGGUGGCUAUGAGGCAAGGUGAACUCAUCAACUUAACAGUGACUCCCAGAACAUGGCAAGGCAGAGGCUUACUGGGGUGCCAUUUUCGGAUCUUGUGACAUGCUGUGUCUGCAAGUACCCCCAGAGAGGUUUUUUAACAAUGCGCAAGGUGCGCUUAAAAGGAUGUCCUACCUUCAAAUUCUGGUCUCCUCUUUUUGUUGCCAAAAUAUCCCAUUUACUUGAUGAAGUUCAUGUCUAGGCGAAAAACAAAAUAUUAUGAAGUGCAUGUACUUUCUUAUGAACAUCUCUUACUUUUAAUAUUUGCUGGUAAAUAUGAUGGACAGAGUUUUUCCUGGGAUUUUACUGCA
This is a messenger RNA of Syzygium oleosum, 1068 nucleotides long. RefSeq lists its product as uncharacterized. Gene Ontology annotation, cellular component: cytoplasm; nucleus. NCBI's taxonomy places the organism in Eukaryota, Viridiplantae, Streptophyta, Magnoliopsida, Myrtales, Myrtaceae. The record is from RefSeq and is a predicted model, not a curated record. The transcript is spliced from 5 exons. Gene Ontology annotation, biological process: proteasome regulatory particle assembly. Gene Ontology annotation, molecular function: protein binding. Bases 148 to 819 code for a protein of 223 amino acids.